AUGUAUCCACGGUUCUCGAACAACUUAUCCCAACCACCCCAACCUGAAAAACCUAAUGACGAUCAAUGGACCUUCGAUGAGAACAAGAGGUUUGAAAAUGCUCUCACAGAGCUCAAUCUUGAUGCCCCAUACCUCUUUCAGAAACUAAGAACUAGGGUUCCUGGGAAAACUGUUGCACAAGUUAAGAAGCACUUCGAAGCAUUAUUUGAAGACAUUUUGAUGAUUGAAUCAGGUCAUAUAGCUGUGCCCGAGUACAACAAGAUUAGUAUUGAAAGCAAAGUUACAACAAAACCAUUCAGAAGGAAACGUACUCCAUGGACCAAGCAUGAACACAAGUAA
This is a messenger RNA of Prunus persica (peach), 339 nucleotides long. Its product is annotated as protein RADIALIS-like 4. The record is from RefSeq and is a predicted model, not a curated record. Lineage: Eukaryota; Viridiplantae; Streptophyta; Magnoliopsida; Rosales; Rosaceae. Gene Ontology annotation, molecular function: DNA-binding transcription factor activity. The transcript is spliced from 2 exons. Bases 1 to 339 code for a protein of 112 amino acids.